AUGGUCUAUGCGGCGGUCAAAUCUGCUCUCUCUGUUGGUCAGACCUACAGAGAGUUCGUUACACUCGUCACUGGAGCGCCGGGAACGGGCAAAACCUCGGUUUCCGCGACAAUCGCCUUGUAUCGUUCUCAGACCAAAAGACCGCUUCUGAUAGUAUGCGGCUCGAACCAAGGACUCGACGUGAUCUCUAAUCGUAUUGUGAAAGCUCUCCAAUUCCAAAACGAUCCCCAGGGAGCCGAUGGCAUCUUUCAAUUCGAUACUGAAUAUCAUGAGGAGGCGGAAACACAGUUCGCGCCGCGGAUCCAAGCUGUAUCAGACACAGAAUUCGUCAUGAAAAUCCGCUCAGACCUGGGCCAAAUGGAAAUUGCCGAUCAGCAAUUUACCUUACUCCGGUUAAGUAUCGAAGCAUCCACCACCCAGCAAAACGGGCUGUCUCUAGGAAGUCAUAUAAUCAAACGCCUUGAGUAUGCGAAAUGGUUGGGGCCAGGAUGGCUUGGUAGUGACGACAAUGAGAUGGUUCCAUUGUGGACAUUCCUUACUUACCAGGAAGCUCUUGCUCGGAGGGGUUUCCUAUUCUUGGAGGAUGUGGUUGAAGAUCCCAGCGUGAUGGCAGAUGCUGGUGAUUCUGCCUAUAUGCUAGCAACUCUGGUAAGUCGCCGCAAAGGGGCAUGGCGCGAACUGCAGCAGUUCAACCUGCAGAAAGCCCGGGUCGUUCUCUGCACGGCUAGCACAGCCGGCCGCAAGCUGCUCCGGGGCUUUUGGCCCUUGACGGUAUUAGUCGAGGAGGCUUCCCAAUUAACGGAAACAUUGACGGUAAAUGGUAUCGCUCGCAUUUUAGGGUCCGUGAAGAAAGCCGUUCUCAGUGGUGAAAUCAAGCAGUUGGGCCCAACAGUACCUUCCAGAAACGCGGAUGAGUUUUAUGACUCUGAGACGCUACCCUUCUUUGCACGUUUCCUCUAA
Aspergillus nomiae NRRL 13137 is the source of this 960-nucleotide messenger RNA. RefSeq lists its product as uncharacterized. The transcript is spliced from 2 exons. Gene Ontology annotation, molecular function: helicase activity. Bases 1 to 960 code for a protein of 319 amino acids. Lineage: Eukaryota; Fungi; Ascomycota; Eurotiomycetes; Eurotiales; Aspergillaceae. The record is from RefSeq and is a predicted model, not a curated record.